Molecule: messenger RNA, 3400 nt
Organism: Alligator sinensis (Chinese alligator)
Lineage: Eukaryota; Metazoa; Chordata; Crocodylia; Alligatoridae
Gene: SLC40A1
Product: solute carrier family 40 member 1
Exons: 8
Coding region: 220-1962 (580 amino acids)
Biological process (GO): iron ion transmembrane transport
Cellular component (GO): basolateral plasma membrane
Molecular function (GO): iron ion transmembrane transporter activity; peptide hormone binding
Source: RefSeq, a predicted model, not a curated record
GGCGCUGAGCCUGGCUGGGCCCCUCGUUCGCCUUUGCAGUUCCUCGCCGCUCCUGCCCAUAAGGCUAUCGCUUUCCCACUUCAGCUACAGUGCUAGCUAAGUUGGGAAAGACCCACCCUAGGCUGCCGCGUGCCCGCUGCUCCGGGCUCCUCUGCUCCGCCGGUGCUUGAGGGGACCCCAGCGGCGCGGGACUUGGCGGGGGGCUGCGCGCGGGCGGACAUGAGCGGGGCCGCGGAGCAGGCGAGCGGCCCAGGAUGCUGCGGCUCCUUGAUCACUUAUUUUACAUCUGCAAAGUUUCUUCUUUAUCUUGGGCAUGCACUGUCCACUUGGGGAGAUCGGAUGUGGCAUUUUGCAGUGUCUGUCUUCCUGGUUGAACUUUAUGGAAACAGCUUGCUUUUGACUGCAGUCUAUGGACUAGUUGUGGCAGGAUCAGUCCUUCUUUUGGGAGCCAUUAUUGGAGACUGGGUGGACAAGAACUCAAGGCUUAAAGUGGCCCGGACAUCCUUGGUUGUACAGAAUGCAUCUGUCAUCGUAUGUGGUAUCAUCUUGAUGCUUGUCUUCCUGUUUAAGGCUCAGCUUUUGACCUUAUACCAUGGAUGGCUUCUUACUCUCUGCUACAUCCUGGUCAUCACAAUAGCAAACAUUGCCAAUUUGGCCAGUACUGCCACAGCAAUUACAAUUCAGAGAGACUGGAUUGUUGUAGUUGCAGGUGAAGACAGAAGCAGAUUGGCAGAUAUGAAUGCUACAGUACGAAGAAUUGACCAGUUGACCAAUAUCUUGGCACCACUGGCAGUUGGUCAAAUAAUGACCUUUGGCUCUCCAGUGAUUGGCUGUGGAUUCAUAUCUGGCUGGAACCUGCUCUCCAUGUGUGUUGAGUAUCUACUCCUGUGGAAAGUUUACCAGAAAACCCCUGCUCUGGCUCUCAAAUCUGUUUCAAAAGUUGAGGAAACUGAACUGAAACAACUGAAUUUGCAGAAAGAUAGAGAACUGAAGCCCACUGAAGGAGUGCAGUUAAUAAUUGACAAAGACGUAGCAGUUGUUGAGCCCCAGAGAGAGAAGGAAAUCAGCUGUAGUUCCCGGAUUGCUGAACCUUUCAUCACCUUUCGUGAUGGAUGGGUUGCGUACUACAACCAAUCCGUGUUUCUUGCAGGCAUGGGCCUUGCAUUCCUUUAUAUGACUGUACUGGGCUUUGAUUGCAUUACUACAGGCUAUGCAUACACUCAGGGUUUGAGUGGCUCUGUGCUAAGUCUUCUGAUGGGGGCUUCAGCUGUAACUGGAAUCAUGGGAACAGUAGCUUUCACCUGGCUCCGUCGCAAAUGUGGCCUGGUUCGCACAGGUCUCAUCUCAGGAAUAGCCCAGUUUUCUUGCUUGGUCUUGUGUGUGAUCUCUGUGUUCAUGCCUGGAAGUCCUUUGGAUUUGACUGUUUCCCCAUUUGCUGACCUCAGUGCCAGAUUAUCUAACAAUGAACCAUUGCCUGAGAUUGCAUCUCCACUUGAUCAGUCUGACAUGUCCUUUAAAGCUGGAAUUCCCUACUUGUUAAACGGGUCUAUUCCUGCUAACAAUGACCCAGAGAUGAGUCCUGAGUCUGUGCCACUAAUCUCUGUUAGUCUUCUGUUUGCAGGAGUCAUUGCUGCUAGAAUUGGUCUUUGGUCCUUUGAUUUAACUGUCACACAGUUGCUCCAAGAAAAUGUGAUAGAGUCUGAAAGAGGCAUUAUAAAUGGUGUCCAGAACUCCAUGAAUUACCUUCUUGAUCUGAUGCAUUUUAUCAUGGUCAUCUUGGCCCCCAACCCUGAAGCUUUUGGCUUACUGGUGCUUAUUUCUGUGUCCUUUGUUGCAAUGGGCCAUAUCAUGUACUUCCGAUUUGCUCAAAAAACCUUGGGGAAGCAGCUCUUUGUUUGCAGCACUCCUGAUCCUAAAGCAACCUCCCCCAAUUCACCAUCUUGUAAUACAUCUACAGUUUAGGUGGUUCAGAGUACAGCCACCCUGCUCUUCAGCACAACAUUUUAAUGUUUCUAAUUGCAUGAUUGGAAGGCAAAAUAAGAUGCUUUGCUGUAUCUUAACAUAGGCAUAGCUCACUCACUUAAAGGGAGCCCUCCUAAGUGUGCCCAGCCAAACAUCCACCCACCUAUGUUUCCGGUUUUGAGUUUAAAGGAAACUAAUCUCAUUAUGUCUCGGAGUUAUGCUUUCUGGUGUAACUCUGGUGAUUUAUUUAUGAAUGUAGCAAAUAUUUUAUCAACAUUAUAACUUUAACUUAACCAUUUUUAACCUUGAUAUAGCUGACAGUGGCAGAAAUAUAGACACUUUAGCUGGUGUAUAUACCUGGUCUACUGUAGAAUUCCAAGCAAUUUGUCCAUUGGUCAAAAUGAUUUUUGUUCAUUAGCUUAACCAAAGCUUGACUUUUUUGCCUCCUUUUUCCCUUGCUAUAAAUGUGGUAUGCCCUGUCCAUAUACUGUGCCACAUUAAAGAACUGGAUGAUGUUUUCAUAAACUGACUAAAGUGUCAUGCUAACAGGUUGGGUAAAUGGUGUAUUUUUGUAGCAAUGUGAUAUUUGCCUAAAAUAUGUUCUUGCUUUCGUGUUUUGGUUUUAACUUUUGUAGAAAGAUCCUUACAGUUUUUGCUUAUUCAUUAAUUAGAACAGUGUUGAGUGUAAAAUUAUAUGACACAUGUGUAGCACUUAAUUAAGUAUAAGAAGCUAUAAAUGUAAUGUAGCAUUGUGAAGCAUGGCUUUUCUACUAAGAACACCAGAUAUAUUGAGAACAUUCUAUGUAAUAGUUAGUGUUAAGGGUCAGAAAGAUAAGCCAAACACUACAUUUAUAGCAAAUUUUGUGAAAUUUGUUUAAUAAUAAGCAGUUUGUGUCUUUUUUUAAACUAUAGCCGUUAGUGGUUUGCUUUUUUUGUUUGUUUUUGUUUUUAAAAAACCCUACUGAAGCCUGGUAUAUUAGAUUUUAUUUCUUAAUGGAAGCUAAAUGAUGUAAUGAUUAUGUGGACCACUUAAGACCUAUGAAUUUUUUUAAAGUAUUUUUCUUCUACUUUUUUUAAACUUUAGAAGUUUGUAUUUUUGAAUAAAUGGUGUGUGUGGGGGGGAAAGGAACAAGCCCAAGACUAUGUGAUCUUUUAAAGCAACUUUAGAAGAGCAGUGGGGAAUGAUGAUGAUUAUUACUUUGAAAAAAGCCAUUUUGCAUUAUUUUAUGGUGUGUGGGCACAGAUGCAGUGCUUUUAUGUUAACCAUUUAUGCACUUUUAUGGAAACUACAAUAAUGUUGCUAUGAGCACUUUGCUUUUCAAUGGAGAUGAAUCUUCUUUAGUAUUCUGAGUUUUCCUAUAUGACAAUGUGAUUUUUAAAUUGUAAGAAAUCUUUGUAAAAUAUUUGUUGGGAAAAAUAUAAAUAUUUUUCACAUGUU